Pogoniulus pusillus (Red-fronted tinkerbird) is the source of this 5853-nucleotide messenger RNA. It is a transcript of the gene PDGFRA, whose product is annotated as platelet derived growth factor receptor alpha. Gene Ontology annotation, biological process: platelet-derived growth factor receptor signaling pathway; protein phosphorylation; embryonic cranial skeleton morphogenesis. The transcript has 24 exons. Lineage: Eukaryota; Metazoa; Chordata; Aves; Piciformes; Lybiidae. Gene Ontology annotation, molecular function: platelet-derived growth factor alpha-receptor activity; platelet-derived growth factor binding; ATP binding. The record is from RefSeq and is a predicted model, not a curated record. Gene Ontology annotation, cellular component: signaling receptor complex; plasma membrane. The coding region runs from base 108 to 3371 and encodes 1087 amino acids.
GGAAGAGAAGAGCUUUCCCGGUCCCGUCGGAGAAGCGGAGUCUGGAAGGUCUGGCUCCUGGCGAAGGACUGGGGCUGCGGAUUAUAAAGGGGAAGGUGCUGGUAGCUAUGGGUAUUUCCCCACGGAUGUUCCUGAUCCUGGGAUGUUUUCUCACAGGACCCUUCCUAGCCCUCUGCCAGCUCCCUCUGCCGACUAUUGUUCCCAACAGGAAUGAAAUGGUGGUGCAGCUCAGCUCCAAUUUCACACUCAAGUGCUCUGGAGACAGCGAAGUGAGCUGGCAGUACCCAGUGACCGAGGGAAGCCACAGGAUAGACAUCAGGCACGAAGAGAACAAUAGUGGCUUCUUCCUGACGGUGCUUGAAGUAGAGAAUGCCUCUGCAGCUCACACGGGCUGGUAUGUUUGCUACUACAACCACACUCAAGUGGAGGAUGGGGAAGUGGAAGGGAAGAACAUCUACAUCUAUGUGCCUGACCCAGACAUGCCUUUUGUUCCUUCCAUCCCAGAAGACCAGUUCAUCCUAGUAGAAGAAGGUGAUUCCACCACUAUCCCUUGUCGAACAAGCGACCCAAAUGCUCAAGUGACCUUAAUGAACACUUUAGGCAAGGCUGUCUCUGCUGCUUAUGACAGCAAACAAGGCUUCACUGGGAACUUCCCUGCAGGCUCAUACACAUGCAAAACAACGGUUCAAGGCGUGGAGUUCAAGUCUGAUGAGUUCCUCAUCUAUAUUUUAAGAGCUACUCCACAGCUGCCAGUUGAAAUCGAAGCUAUUAAAACUGUCUACAAGACAGGCGAGACCAUCGUGGUAACUUGUGUGGUCUUUGACAAUGAGGUGGUCAAUUUGCAGUGGAAUUACCCUGGGAAAGUGAAAAAGAAAGGUGUGAUAAACCUUGAUGAUAUCAAAGUGCCAUCACAGAAGCUGGUUUACACCUUGACUGUUCCUGAGGCAUCGGUGAAAGACACAGGGGAUUACGAAUGCACUGCUCGGCACGCAACCAAGGAGGUCAAGGAAAACAAGAAAGUGGUGAUCACAGUUCAUGACAAAGGCUUUGUUCACCUGGAGCCUCGGUUCAGCUCCCUGGAAACCGUCGAUCUACACGAAGUCAAAAACUUUGUGGUUGAUGUGCAGGCAUAUCCAGCACCCAAAAUGUACUGGCUGAAGGACAACGUGACCCUGAUUGAAAAUCUGACUGAGAUUGUUACCAGUUCCACCAGAGUCCAGGAAACAAGGUUUCAGAGUGUAUUGAAGCUGAUCCGGGCCAAGGAAGAAGACAGUGGAAACUACACUUUGGUGGCUGAAAAUGAAGAUGAGAGUCAAAGAUACACCUUCUCCUUACUCAUACAAGUGCCAGCUCUGAUCUUAGACCUGGUGGACGACCACCACGGCUCGGCGGGCGGGCAGACGGUGAGGUGCUUGGCAGAGGGGAUCCCGCUCCCUGACGUGGAAUGGCUGGUUUGCAAGGACCUCAAAAAAUGCAGCAACGACACCUCGUGGACUCUUUUGUCUAACAAUAUCUCUGAUAUACACAUGGAAGCCCACCUGGAUGAGAAGAACACCGUGGAGAGCCAGGUGACCUUCCAGAAGGUAGAGGAAACCCUGACCGUGCGAUGCGUGGCAAGGAACGACCUCGGCGCCGUCACUCGGGAACUGAAGCUCAUAGCUCCCACCUUGAGAUCAGAACUAACAGUGGCUGCUGCAGUCUUAGUGCUGUUAGUGAUCGUGAUCAUCUCUCUGAUCGUCCUGGUCAUCAUAUGGAAGCAGAAGCCAAGGUAUGAGAUAAGGUGGAGAGUCAUCGAGUCCAUCAGCCCUGAUGGCCAUGAAUACAUUUAUGUGGACCCAAUGCAACUGCCUUAUGACUCCAGAUGGGAGUUCCCUCGAGAUGGGUUAGUGCUUGGUCGAAUCCUUGGCUCUGGUGCCUUUGGGAAAGUAGUGGAAGGCACUGCCUAUGGAUUGAGUCGCUCUCAGCCGGUGAUGAAAGUAGCUGUGAAAAUGCUGAAACCUACAGCUAGAUCCAGUGAAAAGCAGGCCCUCAUGUCUGAACUGAAGAUAAUGACACACCUUGGCCCCCACCUGAACAUCGUGAACCUGCUGGGAGCUUGUACUAAAGCAGGUCCUAUUUACAUCAUCACUGAAUACUGCUUUUAUGGUGAUUUGGUGAACUACCUGCAUAAGAACAGGGACAAUUUCCUGAACCGUCACCCAGAGAAGCUGAAGAAGGAUUUGGAUAUCUUUGGGAUGAACCCAGCUGAUGAAAGCACCAGAAGUUAUGUGAUAUUAUCAUUUGAGAACACUGGGGAGUACAUGGACAUGAAACAAGCUGACACCACUCAGUAUGUGCCCAUGCUGGAGAGGAAGGAGGGAUCUAAGUACUCUGACAUCCAGAGAUCUGUCUACGAUCGCCCAGCUUCUUAUAAGAAGAAAUCCAUGUCAGAGUCAGAAGUCAAAAACCUGCUUUCAGAUGACAGUUCAGAGGGCCUCAGCCUACUCGAUUUGCUGAGCUUCACCUACCAGGUUGCACGGGGGAUGGAAUUCUUGGCUUCUAAAAAUUGCGUGCACCGUGACUUGGCGGCUCGUAAUGUCCUCCUGGCUCAAGGCAAGAUUGUGAAGAUCUGUGACUUUGGGCUGGCUAGAGACAUCAUGCACGAUUCCAACUAUGUCUCCAAGGGCAGUACUUUCCUGCCAGUCAAGUGGAUGGCACCUGAGAGCAUUUUUGACAACCUGUACACGACGCUCAGCGACGUUUGGUCUUAUGGCAUCCUGCUCUGGGAGAUAUUCUCUCUUGGAGGCACACCAUACCCUGGCAUGAUGGUUGAUUCUACUUUCUACAACAAGAUCAAGAGUGGAUACCGAAUGGCCAAACCUGACCACGCUACCAAUGAAGUGUAUGAGAUCAUGGUGAAGUGCUGGAACAGUGAGCCAGAGAAAAGACCUUCUUUUUACCAUCUGAGUGAGAUUGUGGAGAGCUUGUUGCCUGGAGAGUACAAAAAGAGCUAUGAGAAGAUUCACCUGGACUUCCUGAAGAGUGACCACCCAGCUGUCACACGCAUGAGAGGGGAGUGUGACAACGCCUACAUUGGGGUCACCUACAAGAAUGAAGACAAGCUCAAGGACAGGGAGAGUGGCUUUGAUGAGCAGAGGCUGAGUGCUGACAGUGGCUACAUCAUCCCCCUGCCUGACAUUGACCCUGUUUCUGAGGAUGAGCUUGGCAAAAGGAACAGGCACAGCUCCCAGACAUCUGAAGAAAGUGCCAUUGAAACUGGCUCCAGCAGCUCUACUUUCAUCAAGAGAGAGGACGAGACCAUUGAGGACAUUGACAUGAUGGAUGACAUUGGGAUUGACUCCUCAGACCUGGUGGAGGACAGCUUCCUGUAAGCUCCCAGCCCCCCCUCCAGCUCUGCCCAUGGAGAAGCUUGCCGUGCGGUCCUCAGACUCCUGUCCCCACAGAGCAAAGAAAAACCACUUUAUUGUCGUGUCAAGGAUGUGAGGAGGAGGUGGAUUUGUAGAGAGGAACUCACAGUGCUGGGCAGAGGACUCAGCCCCAGCCUGAAUGUGAGAGACAGGUGGAAGAUGGAUUUUUGUUCCCGUUGCUUCUUGCAGUACUUCAGUAGCAUCUCAGCGUCGUUUGCCGUUCCAGCCGGCGGGAGGACGAGGGAAGGGGAAGGCCACCAACAGAGCAGUUUUGUGUUUCAAGGGCAUUCUAAUGACUUGCAUGGAUGGAAUUCCACUGCAGCAACACUUCACCCUUGUAAUUAUGUAAAUAAGUGUCUACUCAAGGAUCUGAGGCUACUCAAGCAGCCGAGGCUACUCAAGGGAGCGCAGCCACGGAUCGGAGGAGGGGUCGCUGAUGGAGGUGGUUUUUGGGUGCUUCCUCCCUCAAUCUCAACGUCAGCUGCUGUUGAACUCUGAUGUGAAGUGAAGAACAUGCUGAUAAAUAAAGAAAACCACUCUGGGACCAAAAAAAGAAAGGUCUAAAACCACAAAGGACUGGACUGGUACUACAAAACAUGUAACUUUUUAACCAUUAAUCCAACUAAAGGGGAAUAAUAAUAAUAAUGAUGAUAAUAAUAAUGAAGCCCCAGUCUAUAAUAGGUGUUAGAAGCCUUGUAAGCCUUUAUUAACUCUAGAAGGUAGCUGUUUUCAAGGUAAUACUACUACUGUUUCCAGUAACACUAAGUGUAUAUGUUACAAUUCAUUGUCCUUCAGCAAAAGCAAUCUCAAGAAACUGAGGUUUUAAGUACAAGGAGGGGAAAAAAACAAACCCCAAACAAACCCCAAACAGCCAAAACUCAAAACCCUGACCUGAAAAUUUUUCUGUCUGGACCAAUUCUCUUUUCAUUAUUUGUUUUUCUGGGGCUCUGCACAGGGUAGUAGCUGCUCUGUUUAGCUGAAACUACUUUAACAUGGAGGGGAGAAGGAAAAGCAUUAAGAUUUUGGGUUCUAUCUGGAGCUGAGUAGCUUUGCUAAGCAGAUACCUUAGAAGCAAUAUUUUUUUGCCCUCUUAUUAAAGUGGAAUCCAAGGGAAAACAAACAACCAAACAAACAAUGUUUGGCUAAAGAAUUUGAUGCCAGACUCCCAAAAUGCUGGAGAAUGGAAGAUGAUGCUAAAUCCCCAGCAAUGUCCCAUUCAUAGCUGCUCAAAGGAAAUCCUACCCCGGGGUUAGCUGUGAAGAAUCCAUUUGAUAUUUGAAUGGAACAAAGACAUCUCUGCCAGCCUGGAGCUCAAGCUUAAAGCAGCAGAAACAGUUCUGCAGCCCAAUAUUCUUGUCUUAGCUUUCAGGUGUAAACAGGAAUGGAAAACUCUGACUAUUAGCUGUAACUACAACUGGGAACUGCUUCCAGAAGCCUUCUUGCUUUGUUUUCUUGUGGAAAGAAGGUGCAUGCAAAUCAGCCUGGUUUUGGAUGCCAUUUCAUGCCAGCAAAGUGUGGUGGUUAACUGCUAUCACUGGACAGUGUUUUAUUGAGGUAUGAUGCUUUGGAAGACUUAACAUGUGAUAAAAAGCUACAUCACUGCCAAGGGCUUCAUCCCUCCUGGUGCUGAGCUUUCCAACUCAACCCUUCAUUCAGUGCCUCACAGGACGUGCUGAGCCUCUGGCACGACCCAGCCAAUGCAAAUGCAGUGCAGACUGACCCCUCUGUGGCAGCAUUUUCCCUAGGAAGCACAAGAAGAAUGGGAGCAGCAGUGGGAUGCUGCCCUGGCAAACUGUGGUUUAACUCCCAAAGCUACCCAAGGCCCCCUCGGCUCCAGAGGAAAGCAAAGGCAACAUUCUCAGUGCCACAGGAAACGAUUCUGGCUCUGGCUUCCCAAAUGCCACUUAGAAGAUGUGAAAACGACCUGAAGCAAGGCCACCUGCAUUUCCAACCCUGCUGGAAGCUGACAAUCAGCAGGGGCCAUGAGCCAUGGAGCAUCCUCCACUUCUUAAAGCCCACUGAUCCAGACCGAAUGUCUUCCUGGGAGCUGCGCUCAAGCCGGGCGCACGUCACUGGGCUCUGUACGGUGACAACUGUGAAAGAGAAAGACUCCUGAUGCAGCCAGGACCGAUGAGACAGCAUCAAGUCUCCCUCCAGCUAGGAACUAUGAAAUGCAAAUUCUCCCCUGGAUAUGCCAGCUGUCUGAAUGGCCUCUUGAGCCCACACACGCCUUGAUUUGCUGUGUAGCCGCCACAGCUACGCCGGCAAGCUAGGCAAGGAAUUUCACCUGCACUUUUGCACAUGGCCUAGUGCUCUUCAGGCUUUGAAGAUGAGCCCCAGCGAGUUUUGUUAUGCCACUUACUGGAAUCUAAGGACAUUUUCAUAGGCUCUCCCCUCCCCCUCACUGGUUUCAUUCCGAGCAUCUCGAGGUUAGACCCAAAAGGUG